Suillus clintonianus is the source of this 1083-nucleotide messenger RNA. RefSeq lists its product as uncharacterized. The coding region runs from base 1 to 1083 and encodes 360 amino acids. The transcript has 5 exons. The record is from RefSeq and is a predicted model, not a curated record. NCBI's taxonomy places the organism in Eukaryota, Fungi, Basidiomycota, Agaricomycetes, Boletales, Suillaceae.
AUGCGCCUCUUUUUUAUAGCUGCCUUAGCUCUCUCACAAGCCUAUGUCGUGUUUUCUCAACAGGCAGUGUUGCAUGCAUCUUUGACCUGCGGAGAACGCGCCAAGCAAGCAGGCAUGUCCCCUGAUGGUUGGGAAGAAGUUUACGACAGCAAUGGUAUAAAAAAGUGCCGUCGGACAGCCGUCCAAGAAAUCUGCCACGGCGUUGAGUUUAUUGAUCCGAACACCAAAGAGAAGGGGUGUUGUCCAGAUGACACGAAUGUUCUCACAUGGAUUGACAAGCCUGCACAGAUAGGCAAGUGCUGCGGCAAGGAUCACGUAUGGACGCCUGAUAGCGGAAGCCGCUCUGAGCCCGGAGGGUGCUGCCCGGUUGGUCAUCACAUGAACAAUGGGAGGUGUGUCACAGACACUCCUACUGCCCCUUCUCAGCAGUGCCCGGUUGGGACACACUUGGUCGGCAGCCAGUGCGUCCCAACGGUCUCAUCCGUAAAUCCCUACCCUCAGACAUGUGGUAAUGGACACGGCGGUGUCGAACCCUCUUGCACGUGCACGAAUAAUCCAGUCUGUGGGCACGGCAAAUACCUAGGCAUCAAAUACGGUCACUGCUACAUCCUUUCCUUCUCCGAUGGGCAACAACUCGGCCUCAACCGGGACAAACCUGACUACGUCAAAAACGGCCUCUUCGAUGAUAUCCCCUUCAAAGUCUGCAAAUCGCCCACUGAUUGCUCCAGUGGAGAGGAGGUUGAGAUGGGCCAGUCCUUCUCCCUCCAAGAUCAGCAUGGAUUGUACGACGAUGUACUGGGAACGAAAGGGUGGAUCAAUAACGCCUUUGGUGGCCACUCGAUGUUCACCCCCAAUGGCAACGAAGCCGGGAAAUUCAAUGGUAUCCCGACUUGUGCCGGCGGUGAAUGCGCUCUUCAACUGCGUGGUGGUCCCAUUAACACUGCGUUGAAAUUCACUUGCCCAACCGACACGCCCUCAGUUUCAAGCUACGGCAACCCUAAAGUCGGUACGAAACUUCGCUUCUCUGAAGUGACAUGCGACGACUAUGAGGUUCCCCCCACUUCUGGUAUUAAUCAAAACUGA